Messenger RNA from Boleophthalmus pectinirostris (great blue-spotted mudskipper), 4852 nucleotides. RefSeq names its product heparan sulfate 2-O-sulfotransferase 1b (gene hs2st1b). Gene Ontology annotation, molecular function: heparan sulfate 2-sulfotransferase activity. The record is from RefSeq and is a predicted model, not a curated record. The transcript is spliced from 7 exons. Gene Ontology annotation, cellular component: membrane. The coding region runs from base 442 to 1515 and encodes 357 amino acids. NCBI's taxonomy places the organism in Eukaryota, Metazoa, Chordata, Actinopteri, Gobiiformes, Gobiidae.
ACAAUGCUAGGCUAACUCAUGCUACAGUCCUUCAACUCUGGACUUUAGAGACGCUUUUCCUCGACUUUUCCUCGUUUGAUUGGGGUAUUUUACGGAUCGGAAACACGUUAAGACUGCACUCGUACAGCUGACAGAUUUUAAAGACUAAACCGGAAUGGAAAUCGUAGAAAAUAGUGGAUAUUUUUAGCAAGAGUAGCGGUGCCAGAUUGGGUGAUGCUGUUUAGCAAUGAUGCUCUCUGCAAAAAAUCAAAGCGCGUCGUGUAAAUAACUACGAUUUUCACAUUCGGAAACAUGAAGCACAAACGCUAGUCAAUCCUAUGCAUUUUGUUUGGCUUAGAGUGAGGGCUGAUCGUGAAAAGUGAGUGGUACCUAGCCGCAGUAGCAGGCUGCAGAGCGGGGCUAGUCUCCAGCACCAGGGAUCAGAGGCUGCGUGUGAGUUUGAUGGCUCUUCUGCGGAUCAUGAUGAUGGCCCCGAAGUUUUACCUCCUGGCUCUGCUCGCGUUUGGAGUGGCCGUGGUCUUCAUUGAAAACCAGAUCCAGCAGCUAGAGGAGUCCCGAGCCAAACUGGAGCGCACCAUAGCCAGACAUGAGGUGGCGCAGGUGGAGCAGAGGCACAGCGAGUCUUUGGGGAGAGAGUCUGCUGUUACAUCAGACAGAGACGAUACUGUCAUCAUCUACAACCGGGUCCCAAAGACCGGCAGCACCUCCUUCACCAACAUCGCAUACGACCUUUGCCCCAAGAACAACUUCCACGUUCUUCACAUCAAUACGAGCAAAAACAACCCGGUCAUGUCCCUACAAGACCAGGUGCGCUUUGUCCGAAAUGUCACUUCCUGGAAAGAGAUGAAACCGGGCUUUUACCACGGCCAUGUCGCCUAUCUCGACUUCUCCAAGUAUGGAGUGAAAGGGAAGCCGUUGUAUAUUAAUGUGGUGAGGGAUCCUAUAGAGCGCCUGGUGUCCUAUUACUACUUCCUGAGGUUUGGAGACGACUACAGGCCUGGACUACGAAGGAGGAAGCAAGGGGAUAAAAAGACGUUUGAUGAGUGCGUAGCGUCUGGAGGCUCAGACUGUGCUCCUGAGAAGCUGUGGCUGCAGAUCCCCUUCUUCUGUGGACACCACUCUGAGUGCUGGAACGCAGGCAGCCACUGGGCUCUGGAGCAGGCCAAGCUGAACCUGGUGAAUGAGUAUCUUCUGGUGGGAGUGACCGAGGAACUGGAGGACUUCAUCAUGAUCCUGGAGGCUGCCGUGCCCAGGUUUUUUAAAGGGGCCACAGAGCUCUACAAAUCAGGAAAGAAGUCCCAUCUGAGGAAGACCACGGAGAAAAAGGCCCCGACCCAAGACACCAUCAAGAAACUGCAGCAGUCCAACAUCUGGAAAAUGGAGAAUGAGUUUUACGAGUUUGCCCUUGAACAGUUCCAGUUUGUGCGUGCCCAUGCUGUCAGGGAGAAGGACGGCGAGCUGUACGUGUUGGCGCAGAGCUUCUUCUACGAAAAAAUCUACCCCAAAGUCAACUGAGACACUGGACUUCUUCUGGACACUAAAGGGGUUAAACACUGGUCCAAAAGAGACGCUGGUUUGUCUAGUGCUGAAUGCUGGAAUCUGCUCCCUGAAAUUUAUAUUUGGGGAAGUUAGCUCUCCUGAAAGUGGAGAAGUUCAUUGGAAAGUUUUCUUAUUCCCGCCAGUGCAGCUGUUGAGGAAACUCGACAUGAAAAACUUGGAUCAAGCAGAGAUGUAGUUUUGAAUUUUACAGAAUUUGUCUCUAAACCAACAUUUUUUUGGUCUGUUUCAUAUCUCACAUCCAGUGGCAUUUCAAAAUAAUUUGUUUUUAUAUAGGUCUAUUUCUUUUUAACACUAAAUAAUGAAUAAAUUGAAUAAACAUUUUAGAAGUUUGAACGUAAUAUUUUUGAAUGAGACAGGGUUACACACUUUGAAAGUUCUUUUAAAUCUUUGAUACUUGUUGGUUAAAAUAAACAUUAAUGAACAAAGCUGUUGAAUAUUUUAAAAGGUCUGUAAUCUAUCUGGGAGAUUUCUAGGUACUGUCCUGUCUGGUAGUUGAUAGGAUCAAACUACACAAAGUAACUUAUACUAUAAUGAUGUAACUGGUAGUACAUGGGGUCCUCUGCAGUUUGAGUAUCUGUUUAAUUCAAAUCUAUAUUGUUUUUGUCUUCUUUUGGGUUAGUCAUUGUUUAGGCCCAAUUUAGACCUGAUGUAGUCUGGGUUUAGAUUUUAGUGGUACUUGGAAAGCCAAAUAUUAUUCUUGGUGGGAGUUGUAGUGCAGUGAUAAUCAAAGUUUUCACACCAACAUUCUCUUCAGAUACAUAUGGCCCGUUGUUUCACAGCCUUCAACCAUCAACCUUUCUGCCUAUUCAGCUAAAAUUACCUUUAAUAUCCUAAAGCAAAAUAAUUCAAUUUGUGGAAGAGCUUAAAGGUGCACUGUGUAACUUUUCUGGUGUCUCCUUGGCUUGGAGAUGUUGCUGUUUUGCCUGGAUUAUUUCACAGUAUGGAAAUAAACUUGACGGAGACAAGUUAAUGGUCAUGUCUAUGGAGAAGCAAGCCAGCACAUAGUGAGAACUUAUAUUUUUCAAUGUAUUUCAUGUAUUUUUGAGCUUUAAAACACCUAUAAUUGAGUAAAUGCAAGGCAGAUAUGUUUAAUGCUGUACUGAGGAACAUUCCACGCAAAUAAAUAAGAUCAAGCAAGCAACCCUCCACCUUAGAAGUUACACCGUGCACAUUUAAAGAACACAAUUUUGACUUUUUUGAGCUUUUAACCAUGAAAUAACAUUGUUCCUUCAUCAAAAACUUAUUUGGAGUUGUAAUUAGUUUUAAUCACGCUUGCUCCUUUUCCUGUGAGCUCUCAGAAAAUACACAUGACAUUUUACCUGGAAUGUGUGGUGUUAAAUUUGAAACUUUUUUUGUUUUUUUGUGCUUUUUUUUUUUCUCUACAGAUCAUCACCUGACUUGUUUGGAGCACGUCUGUCAUCAAAUUAUGAUCAUUAACUGUGUAGUUGCACUGUACUGUACAGUGAAGCACACCUUUUCAGGAUUUUCUUUUGGUCAAAUUUCAGUAUUGUCUUUUUUUUGUAAGCUUCAACAAAUGAAGUUUCAAACCAGGCCAUUUUUGAACAUUUGUAUUAACACUAACUAACCCCAACAUGAUUUGAAGCUCAAAGUAAAAGAAAAUUUAUGCUAUUUGAUGCUCUUGUUAACACUAACAAAUAUGAUUAUAAAGUUAAAAGUGCAUUGUGUAACUUUUCAGACACUUGUCUCCAUGGAAAUAUGCCUAAAACAGGGGUCUCCAAACUUUUUCCACUGGUGAGCUACCUUUACAAAACAAAAAUGCCAGAGAGCUAGCUCGUUUUAGUGGCUGCGAGAAAUUGAGAUUAUUAUAAGAAAGAGGGUGAGCCUUUGGGUACAGUUAGAUGCCAGUAAAACCAAACCAUUGUCCAUUUGUUAGUGCAUAAAGUUGGGCUUUAAAAUUAUACAUGUACGAUGGUAAUAGGCAUAUAAUCAACCAAAUACCAUGGUUCAGCACAAAGGUAUAAUUCCAAAAUAGCUUGGCGAGCUACUUGGAAGGGGAUGGAAAGCUACAGGUUGGAGACUCCUGGCCUAGAAUAUUCCAUAGCAUGGCAUCAAGAUAUUUUUGAGCAAUACAAACCAUCUGACAUGAGAAAAUAGACAAGGUUAUUGUUUAAAGGUGCCCUCUGUAACUUCUGGAAGUCUGCAUGUCUGAUUUAAGUCAUUGCUUUGCCAGGAAUAGCAUUAAUCUGUCUUGUAUUAGUUCAGUUACACGUAGUUUCAUUGCUCAGAAAUACCUUGCAAAAUAUGCUUUCUUACUGUGACCAGUAACUUGGCCUUGUGGCAUCACCUGCUUGUCUCCAUGGAGAUAGAUAAGUUAAAUUUACUGUGAAACAAUUCAGGCAAAGCAAAAACAUCUUCAUGGAGACAAGAAAGUAGUGGAUCCUCCAAGUUACCUUUUACCAAGCACCUUUAAAGCUUGAGAUUGACCGAUAUAUCGAUUGGAUUUGGACACUUUAGCAUAUCGUCCAUUGGCUUUACAUUUUCCAGCAUAGAUGUUUUGAUAUUUUGUUUUGGUCAAUCUAUUGCUUAAGAAAUACACACAAAUCUUUUUAUAAAAACACUAUAAUACAAAGAGAAUACUGUUGAAAAUGUGACUAAGCUGCUCUCUUAAAGGUACAUUUAAAUUACAUACUUUGGGAAAAAUCAUAAAAAUUGGACCAGAAAUAUUAAGAGAGCUUAUCGGCCAUUAGUUGCGCUGUAUUCUAAACAAUUGGUAUCUGCAUCAGCCAUGAAAUAACCCAUAUUUUUUUAUCUCUAUUUAAAGCCGUGACAUCUUCAUGGAGAUUAGAAAAGUUAUGCAAUGCACUUUUAAAAUAGCCAACAAACAGAACAAGACAGAUUUUCCAUUCACUUUUUACAGAGGGAUCACAUCUGCAGUCCUUGUUUACAGAUGACAUUGUCUUUGUACAUUCUCUUUUAACAUGGAGCUGACAUGUUUUGGACCAAACCUGUGAGAGAACUGGACCACUGCUUCCUUUGGUGGUUGUCUGACAAUUUUUUUUUUUAAUUCAUUCCUGAGAUGUUGUCAAUUGUACAACAUGUUCUACACACAUUUGGUGACAGAGGUUACACAGGGCCGCUGUUUGAUACUGAACUGAAAUUAUUAAUGGAAAAUGAAGUGAUGUGUGAUUUGGGGUGGACACAGGGUUAGACUGAUGUGACAGACGCAGAGAUAGUGCCUUGAUUCAGACUGGAGUUUCACUGGUUAUGAAUUCAUUUGAACUGACACUGUUUUGUUCUUUUAACAUCAAUACAGAACUACCCUCAUCGCUGA